AUGUUAAUUAGUGAUAAAAGUGAAGUAGUCGAAGAUUGUGCUCCUAGUCUGGCGAGCGGGCGGCAGUCGCAGCGGUUCGGGAACAAGAGUAAGGUGGCGCCUCUGCCGGCGGACGGAUCGACAGCGGGCGCGGGGGCGGGGGUGGGGGCGGAGGGCGGCGUGUCGCUGAUGAGCGACCACCUGCGCGCGCGCAGCCCCGGCCGCUCCGGGGUGGCGUGGCCCGCGCACACCAUCCCCGCGCGCGUCAAGCAGCUCUCCUGGGACGAACGCCCGCAGCGAUACCGCACGGCACAUUACAUCAAGUGUACGUUUGCAGGGCAGCGGGCAGGAGGGGCCCGUCACGGACGCGACCGACUCCGCCCUCUCCGACCACAUGAACCUGACCGUCUACUUCUGACCGAGCGACCCCAGCACCCCACACCUGACGGCAGCGAACACGACCGAGCGUACACCGUAAACGAGGAGCCGCAGCACGAAUACAUCCCGCUGCAGAACGUCUCUCACCCCCAUCGCUACCCUGAACCGAUCGAUAUGCUUAAUAUGCCCGACCACCCGAUUACGAAUUCUCGAUACGAACCGAAUCAGCGAUUGAACGUAAACUGUACCUCCCCCGAGAACGUUGCACGUAUCCGUUAUAAAUCUUCCCCGGAUGAAACGAAAUCGAUACUAUCCUUCGAUUCGAAGAAACAAAAUAAUCGGGACAAAUAUCCAUCGAGAGAUAUGAUAGCGGAGCUGAACGAAAGACAUUUUAAUCUGGCCACACCGAACGCGAUUCAUCCGUUCUCGGUAGCAUCCGGGCCUCCGACUCAUUAUCCGGUCGAAAUCGUCCCGAUACAAGUGAUAUCCCCGCGCCACAGGUCACCGAUCAAAAAACAAACGAAGGCCAAACAUCCUAAAACCUUACCUCCCACGAACAAACACGCCGCCCGGCAGACGAGACCGGAACCGAUCGCUUACAUACCCGUUAAAAUGAAUCAUCCCCCUUUAAACCCCGAUUUUCUGUCGGUUACUCCUAAGCAGACCGACAAACCCCGAGCUCCGAAAAGGCCCACCCCACCGGGUAGAGCCGCCCCUCCGUUAGAAUACAUCUCCAUCCCCGUCGUGGGAAACACCAGUCACUAUCAGACUCGGCCGGUGCACCAAUCACCUUCAAAGCAAGCUCGCAAUACAGAGGUUCCGUUCGAUCGAGCCCCCAGCGCUCCGAGACUGUCUUCCGCUUCUAUAGAAGCCUCCGUAGAGGGAGAGACUCCCCCGUUUGCGAGCAUCGAUCCUCGAAAGCUGAGGGCCCACAGAGUCAGCCCUCUCAUUUUCCCUAGAAACUACCAAAGAUACAGAAUGUUGUGA
Messenger RNA from Diatraea saccharalis (sugarcane borer), 1344 nucleotides. Lineage: Eukaryota; Metazoa; Arthropoda; Insecta; Lepidoptera; Crambidae. The record is from the annotation of a GenBank genome assembly.